AUGGAGGUGCCUUGGAUUAUUCUAUUACUUUGGAUUGGGGGAACCGUGGGGCAAAGUUAUUUGACAGGCGAGCAUCGUCCACUUUGGAUACUGGAGGAUGGGUUGACCAAAAGGCAGAGACAGGAUCGUCCAGAAGCGGAUUAUGAAACGACCACCAGGAUAUCACCACUGAUGAUCCGGCGGCAGGGAAGAGUUGGAGGUGGAGGAGGAGGAGGUGGAGUAGGUCAGGCGGCUCAACCUGGACCCAUUACCUUUCUGGUUAGACAUGAAGAUCGGGAAGAGCCAGCUCCACCGCCGCCGCCACCGCCUCCAAGACUGCCCAACUUUCCCCGGCGGCGCUUCAUGAUGCCCCACCGUCUCCAGCUGCCCCAUCAGUAUGUGCAACCCAACCAGAAGACCAGAAGUCACCGGCGAGAGGGACGUCGCCAUCUGCCAGUUUUUGAUAAUGGUCCCGGGGAGAAUUCCCUGCAAUUGGGCAGGGAUAACUAUCCCAUUUUCGUUUACAACGGAACCAGGGGCGAACUGAUAUUGAACACCAUGCUGAGCAGGAGACGAUAUCCUAUGCAGGAACCUGUUCCAGGACAAGUUCUCUAUCCCCCAUCGACGCCCAUGUUCCGGCCCAAGCCGAUUGUGGAGCGAUUCCGUUUGCCAGGACAAAGGGAGAUGAUGAACCUGACCUUGAUACCCUUCUAUGCACAUGAGGCCAUCAGGGAUCCGGCUCUAACUAGCACUAGCACUAUUCUGCAGGAAACCACCACUCCCUCACCACCACCACCAACUCCUCCGCCCUAUGAGACACAGCUGCCCAGGAUCGAGGAAAUGACCAAGCUGGGCAAGCGGAAACGGAAGAAAGCCAAGCAAUAUGAGGCUUUCCAUUCCCCCCAAGAAGUGAUGCAAUGGCAAUCGGUCCUGCGAAGAUCCACUGGUCAUAACGAUAAUCAUCGUCAAUAUGCCAGUGAGGAAAUGGAACCAGAAGAUCAUAGCGAGUUGGGGGACGUAAACAAUGGUCUAGAGGAGGAGGAGCACGAGGAGGAUAUCGAGGAACAGGAAGACUGGUUAACGGAACAGGAAACCGAAACGGAGGUGGAAUUGCCAACAGAAACCUCCACCGCAAGCAGCAGUGAACCCUUCCACAUCGUCUACUUCGAUGAGAGUCUAGAGCGACCCGUUGUGGAAUCCCUGUCCACCACCACUCCACCACCACCUUUGCGACAGAGCUCUCGAUAUGCCUUAAAAAGGGAAUACUACGCCUUUCCAGUUUAUACGCUGGGUAAGCUGCUUCAGCCCACCAAUCCCUCCAAGAAAAUGCUGGAGAAGAGCGAUCGCUCGGCCAGAAGUUCUUCGGAGAGGGAGGCCAGCACUUGGUUCAUCCUGAAUUCACGUUACAAGGGUCCCUACCACCGAUCAUUGGGAAUGGAUAAUCAGACCAAGUACUACACCUCCAAGUACAUAGAGAAUGGCUUUAGACCCCGUAGAUAG
Molecule: messenger RNA, 1479 nt
Organism: Drosophila subpulchrella
Lineage: Eukaryota; Metazoa; Arthropoda; Insecta; Diptera; Drosophilidae
Exons: 2
Coding region: 1-1479 (492 amino acids)
Source: RefSeq, a predicted model, not a curated record